Cajanus cajan (pigeon pea) is the source of this 5287-nucleotide messenger RNA. RefSeq names its product ABC transporter C family member 3. The record is from RefSeq and is a predicted model, not a curated record. Gene Ontology annotation, molecular function: ATP hydrolysis activity; ATP binding; ABC-type transporter activity. Gene Ontology annotation, biological process: transmembrane transport. Lineage: Eukaryota; Viridiplantae; Streptophyta; Magnoliopsida; Fabales; Fabaceae. Gene Ontology annotation, cellular component: membrane.
CAUGACUUUCGCAGAAAAUCUUGCAAUAAAUCAGCAACUUCACCAUCUUCCAUUAAAAAUGGAGUUACCCAAUUUUCUAGUUUGAUUUCUAGCUUUAACAUUCUCUUUUCCACUCUCUCACGGACUAGACACCUUUAUAACUAAGUAACUCCAACUUUGGAACCAAGUUAACAAGUCAACCAUUACGAUCCAUCAACCCACAAAAUAUCUACAAAGUGAAGCCUUUUGCUUGGUUUUGUUUCUUUUAAUCUGUAUAAUAUCAUCAUGUUCUCACUCUUCUCUUGCUACUUUUCUUCUUCCACGAUGCACCGUGGAAUUGAUUUUCUACUGCAACCCAUUUUCACACGUGAGGUAUCUGCUUCACUACACCUAGUCUUGUUACUUGUGCUUGUUCUGUCUUGGGUAUGGAAGAAAGUGCACGUGGACCAUAGAGAGAAGAGUGAAAGAAAUGGAGUCCAUAAUUCUGGUUUCUUGUACUACAAACUCAGUCUGGUUUGUAGCUUAGUGAUAUGUGUGUUCAACUUUUUGUUGUGCUUAGUAAGCUACUUUUACUUGUAUAAACAUGAUGGUUCAGAGGAGCUUGUAGCACUUUCUGAUUUGGCUCUCAAAACAUUUGUUUGGGGUGCUAUUUGUGUUUAUUUACAUUCUACAAACUCCAAGGCUCAGGAUCCGAGUUUGCCAUGUUUGUUGAGAAUUUGGUGCGGGGUCUAUGCCUUUUUUUCUUGUUCUUGUCUUGUUAUCGACUUUGUAGUCUAUGGAAACCAUGUUUUAUUGCCAGUUAUGUACCUUGUUUCUGAUAUUGGAUCCUCUAUCACGGGUUUAUUUAUGUGUUAUGUGGGAUGUUGUGUUAACAAUAUGGCUAAGCUUGCCCCUCUUGAAGAGCCCCUUUUGAAUGGUGACUCUCGGGUAAGCAACAAUUCUGACCCCAGUAAGACUAGAGGAAAUGAAAAUUUAACCCUUUAUUCAAAUGCUGGAUUUUUCAGCAUUCUUACUUUCUCAUGGAUUAGUCCAUUAAUAACUCUAGGCAAUGGGAAAACUCUAGAUCACGAGGACCUCCCACUUCUUGCGACUGAUGAUAGUGCCUAUGGGAUUUAUCCAACUUUUAGAAGCAGACUUGAGUCAGAGUGUGGUAGUGUUAGGAGAGUGACCACUCUUAAGCUCGCAAAGGUUUUAUUCUUGUCAACGUGGCAAGGGAUCCUUUUAUCAGGUAUAUUUGCAUUCCUAUAUGCAUGUGCUUCUUAUGUUGGACCCUUUCUUAUUGACAUCUGUGUUCAAUACCUCAAUGGGGAACACAAGUUUAAAAAUGAAGGCUAUGUUUUGGCUAUGGCGUUUGUUGCUGCAAAGCUUGUGGAGGGACUUUCAGAGAGGCACUACAUGUUCAGGUACCAGCAGGUGGGGGUAAGGAUGCAAUCAAAGUUGGUGGCAAUGAUCUAUACUAAAGGGUUGAUUCUUUCAUGCCAAUCAAAGGAGGGUCACAGCACAGGGGAAAUCAUUAACUUAAUGACUGUUGAUGCUGAAAGGAUUGGUGAAUUUUGUUGGUACAUGCAUCAACCAUGGAUGUGUGUUCUUCAAGUUGCUUUGGCACUGUUUAUAUUGUAUAGAAGUGUGGGGGUUGCUUCUUUAGCUGCUCUUGCUGCCACUGUAAUUGUGAUGUUGGUAAACCUUCCCGUGGCAUCAUUGCAAGAAAAGUUCCAAGGCAAGGUAAUGGAGUUCAAAGAUAAAAGAAUGAAGGCUACAUCUGAGACUCUGAACAAUAUGAGGAUUCUAAAGCUGCAAGCAUGGGAGAUGAAGUUCUUAUCAAAGAUUAUUGAGCUUAGGAAGACUGAGGAGAUAUGGCUAAAGAAAGUUCUGGUUGGUACAACAAUUAUUAGAUUUCUCAUCCAUAAUGCCCCAACUUUCGUUGCUGUGGUUACUUUUGGGACUUGUGUGCUUAUAGGCAUCCCACUAGAAUCAGGGAAGGUCUUAUCUGCACUUGCAACAUUCAGAAUUCUUCAAAUGCCCAUCUACGUUCUUCCUGACACGAUUUCAAUGAUUGCACAAACUAAGGUUUCGCUUGAAAGGAUUGCAUCAUUUCUUUGUCUAGACGAGUUGCAGAGUGAUGUAGUAGAGAAGCUUCCGUGGGGUAGUUCAGAUAAGGCAAUUGAAUUAGUAGAUGGUAAUUUCUCGUGGGAUUUAUCUUCCCCUAAUACAACAUUGAAAGACAUAAAUCUAACAGUUUUUCAUGGUAUGAGGGUUGCUGUAUGUGGUACUGUUGGAUCAGGCAAGUCUAGUUUACUUUCUUGUAUAAUAGGGGAAGUACCAAAGAUAACUGGGACCCUGAAGAUAUGUGGAACAAAGGCUUAUGUGUCUCAAUUGCCGUGGAUACAAAGUGGCAAUAUAGAAGAUAACAUAUUAUUUGGUAAAGAGAUGGAGAGGGAAAAGUAUGAGAAGGUGCUAGAAGCAUGUUCCUUGACAAGAGACCUUGAGGUUCUACCAUUUGGUGAUCAGACCAUUAUUGGAGAAAAGGGAAUCAAUUUGAGUGGUGGACAGAAGCAAAGGGUACAAAUAGCCCGUGCUCUAUACCAAGAUGCUGAUAUAUAUCUCUUUGAUGAUCCCUUCAGUGCUGUGGAUGCUCAUACAGGAUCCCAUCUCUUUAAGGAGGGCUUGCUUGGCCUUUUGAAAUCAAAAACUGUGAUAUACAUUACUCAUCAAGUAGAGUUCUUACCUGAUGCUGAUCUAAUAUUGGUCAUGAGAGAUGGAAGGAUAACUCAAUCAGGAAAAUACAAUGACAUUCUCCAGACAGGCACUGAUUUUAUGGAACUUGUAGGUGCACACAAAGCAGCUUUAUCUUCAAUUAAGUCCUUGGAGAGAAGACCAACAUUUAAAAUAUCAAGCACCACCAAAGAGGACACAAAUUCAUUAAGUGAUUUUGAACUUGAGCAUAAUGUGGAAAACAUAUAUGAUCAAAAUGAUAAGUUAGAUGACAUGGUUGAGGUCAAAGGACAACUUGUUCAAGAAGAAGAACGGGAAAAGGGUAGAGUUGGGUUUAAAGUAUACUGGAAAUACAUCAUAACAGCCUAUGGAGGAGCUCUUGUACCCUUCAUAUUACUUUCACAAACGCUCACUGUGGGGUUUCAGGUUGCAAGCAAUUAUUGGAUGACUGUGGCAACUCCUGUUUCAGCAACUGCAGAACCUGACGUUGGAAGCUUUACACUUAUGGUUGUCUAUGUUGCUUUGGCAAUUGGAAGCUCCAUUUUCACCUUUGCCAGAGCAUUUCUUUCUGUGGUAGCUGGAUACAAGACAGCCACUAUGCUUUUCAACAAAAUGCAUUUGGGCAUUUUUCGUGCACCAAUAUCAUUUUUUGAUGCCACGCCAAGUGGGCGAAUCCUUAAUAGAGCUUCAACAGACCAAAGCACACUAGAUAUGUACAUUUCAAAUAUAUUAUGGGCAAUUACCUUCAAUCUGGUUCAACUCUUGGGAAAUAUUACUGUGAUAUCUCAAGCUGUAUGGCAGGUGUUUAUAAUAUUGAUACCUGUCAUGGCAGCAUGCAUAUGGUACCAGCGAUAUUAUUCUGCAUCAGCAAGGGAAUUGGCUCGAUUAGUUGGUACAUGCCAAGCUCCAGUUAUACAACAUUUUUCUGAAACAAUUUCUGGAUCAACAACCAUAAGAUGUUUUGAGCAAGAAUCAAGAUUUAAUGACAUGAAUAUGAAAUUGAUAGACAGAUAUUCCCAACCCAAAUUAUACAGUGCUGCUGCAAUGGAAUGGCUGAAUUUCAGAAUGGAUAUUUUGUCAACUCUCACAUUUGCCUUUUGUUUGGUUUUCUUGAUAUCUUUUCCAAAUUCAAUGACUGCUCCUGGUGAGUACUUCAAAAGACAUAAAUUCACUUGUCAUAUUUUAUUCCUUGUGACGCUAAGCACAAAACUUCAUUCAUUUUUCACUUCCAAUUUUUUUUUUCAAGGAAUUGCGGGAUUGGCUGUGACAUAUGGACUUAAUCUAAAUGCUCUACAAGCUAAUAUAGUCUGGUUUCUUUGUAAUUUGGAGAACAAAAUUAUAUCUGUUGAAAGAAUACUUCAGUACACAUCCCUUCCUAGUGAAGCUCCUCUUGUAAUUACAGACAACAAACCGGAUAAUUCUUGGCCAUCAUUUGGAGAGGUUCAUAUCCGGGAUUUACAGGUUCGAUAUGCUCCUCACUUGCCUAUUGUUUUAAGAGGUCUUACUUGCACUUUUACUGCUGGAGCAAAAACUGGCAUUGUGGGAAGAACAGGAAGUGGAAAAACAACUCUAGUUCAAAUACUUUUCCGACUUAUUGAACCUGUUGCUGGACAAAUAUUGAUAGACAGCAUUAACAUCUCUUUGAUUGGAAUUCAUGAUUUGCGUUCCAGACUAAGCAUUAUUCCUCAAGAUCCUACAAUGUUUGAAGGGACUGUAAGAACCAACCUGGAUCCACUUGAAGAGUACACAGAUGAAAAGAUCUGGGAGGCUCUAGAUAUGUGCCAACUUGGAGAUGAAGUAAGGAAAAAAGAAGGGAAGCUUGAUUCCAAAGUUACUGAGAAUGGAGAAAAUUGGAGUAUGGGUCAAAGGCAAUUGGUCUGCCUUGGCCGUGUUCUACUCAAGAAAAGCAAGAUCUUGGUGCUUGAUGAAGCUACUGCAUCGGUUGAUACAGCCACAGAUAAUAUUAUUCAGCAAACUGUUAAGCAACAUUUUUCCGAAUGCACAGUCAUUACCAUUGCUCAUAGGAUAACUUCAAUCAUCGAUAGUGACAUGGUGCUGUUUCUAAAUCAAGGGUUGAUUGAGGAAUAUGAUUCGCCAAAGAAACUGCUCAAGAACAAAUCUUCAUCUCUUGCUCAACUAGUUGCAGAAUACACGAGGAGGUCAAACUCUGGUUUUGGAAAUUAAUCUGAAACUGAAUUGAAAUUAGCCUAAAACCGGAUAUGUUCUUGAUGAUGAGAUAUCUGGUCUUAUUGGAUUUCGAAGGAGUUUAGUGGUUAUUCUAUAUUGGUCUUACUGAGACUUGUAUAUGUCACAUAUUAAUUAUGAUUAAUAAAUUAUGCAUACUUUGUGAACUGUCAUGCAGACUAUUGCAAUGUUAAUAAUCUGAGCCUGUUUGUAAACUCAUCCAAACUCCAAUGGCAAAUGUAUAUUACAGGGAAAAGUUGGUGAAACUCCUCUAAAGUUCCGAGUUUAUGUAAGAAGGCCUCAAAAGAAAGUGGUGCAUAGUGAACAACGUCACACCUAGUUAUAAUCGUUGGAUGUGUUAUUAAAUUAUUAAUAACACAUGAAGAUGGUGAAAAGAUAUUUUCAUCCCUCA